Syngnathus acus (greater pipefish) is the source of this 430-nucleotide messenger RNA. Its product is annotated as potassium voltage-gated channel subfamily E member 2. Lineage: Eukaryota; Metazoa; Chordata; Actinopteri; Syngnathiformes; Syngnathidae. The record is from RefSeq and is a predicted model, not a curated record. Gene Ontology annotation, molecular function: delayed rectifier potassium channel activity; transmembrane transporter binding; voltage-gated potassium channel activity involved in ventricular cardiac muscle cell action potential repolarization. Gene Ontology annotation, cellular component: membrane. The transcript has a single exon. Gene Ontology annotation, biological process: potassium ion export across plasma membrane; regulation of ventricular cardiac muscle cell membrane repolarization; regulation of heart rate by cardiac conduction. The coding region runs from base 40 to 387 and encodes 115 amino acids.
AACUUGUACUCACUGCUCACCUUGCAGCAGGAGGCGACCAUGUCUGACAUCAACGCCACCGAUUUGAGUUCCCUGCUGCUGUCCUGGUUGCAUCAAUGCCUCAACAGAACCACUGCGCAAUCUCCGCAGAGCCACGCCAACACGUCCGCCACAUUCCAAGGAGUCUUCUACAUCCUGCUGGUGUUUGGCAUGUUCAGCUUCUUCUCCUUCGCGGUCAUGUUUCGUUUCAUCCGCUCCAGGAAACUGGAGGGCUCCCAGGACCCGUACCAGGAGUACAUAGCCCAAGACUGGAGCCGGAAGCGAACGCCGUCUACGGCCGCCGCGGCUCGGGUGUCAUCGUCGGUGGUCAUCUGUAACCCGGCGACAGAGGUGGAAAAUCAGCAGUGAACCGCGCUCACAAUAAAAAUAAAAAAUAAAAAAAAGAAUUAUG